Messenger RNA from Aspergillus homomorphus CBS 101889, 876 nucleotides. RefSeq lists its product as uncharacterized. The transcript has a single exon. The record is from RefSeq and is a predicted model, not a curated record. NCBI's taxonomy places the organism in Eukaryota, Fungi, Ascomycota, Eurotiomycetes, Eurotiales, Aspergillaceae. Bases 1 to 876 code for a protein of 291 amino acids.
AUGUCUUUAUCUGUUCCACCAUGUUUCCUACCCCCAAGGCUUCCUCAAGCUGAAGACUACCAGCCUGAACUCGACAUCUUCCUUCUCGAAAACGUCAUGAAAGCCCUUCGUGGAUUCAAGCAGAGCGCCCCCACAAGCCAAGCAGGGACUCUUACAAUUGCUUUGGAGAUGACCUCACGCUUCAGGCAAACUUUGGGGUCAUUUGGUGAACUUGAUGAAGAUGAGCUCCAUGACGAGGAUAGGGACACUACCCAUCCCAAGAUUAUCACUGAACUGUUCAUGGCUUUCCUACGGCCAAUGUAUACAAACAUGCAGGCUACCCAAGUGAUGAAGAACACGCGCGAGGAGGUUAUGUGGCUCAAUACUCGCCGUCCCUGGCGCAGGUCUUCGCUUUGGCUCAUGAUUCGGAUCGUGCUCCAGCUCGCUUUCCGCAGGUUAGGCAUAUAUCAGGAAACGGAUGAUUCCGAUAAGCAAUUCAUAGUCUACUUUCUGGGUUCCGUGCUCAGGUCCUCGCACGACCUGCUGCCUAGCAAGUGCCCCCAUAUCAUGAGUACCAAAAUCGUGCGUCGCUUGCUCAAUCUCAGCUUCUCGAAUAAGGCCUGUUGGUAUACUCCCGUUCAGCGUGCCUUAGAAAAAGCAAAGGAUACUAUUCAGUACCGCUGGCGCAAAAUCAUGGCGCACGAGAAUCACUACACCGAUUUUUCAAAGCUAACUAGUUUGGGCUUUAUUUUGAUAUCUACUGCUCUCUACCCGGUCUCGAUGCUAACCUGGAAAAAGAUACAGAAUCGGAAACGAUUGGACCGUGAACCCCGGGGAGAUCACACCCACCUUCAGCACUUAUCAUAUUUGCAGUCGAGAAACUACCGGGUCAUCUGA